This is a messenger RNA of Acanthosepion pharaonis, 1518 nucleotides long. The record is from the annotation of a GenBank genome assembly. Lineage: Eukaryota; Metazoa; Mollusca; Cephalopoda; Sepiida; Sepiidae.
AUGUCCUUUCUUGAAUUCUUUUAUUUUUUUUCUUUCUUUCUUUCUUUCUUUCUUUCUUUCUUUCUUUCUUUCUUAAUUUCAUUCGUUCCUGUCCUUUCUUCUGAAUUCUUUAUAUUUUUUCUUCUUUCUUUCUUUCUUUCCUUUUCUUUCCUUUCUUUCUUUUCUUUCUUUCUUUCAUUCGUUCGUUUCCUCUCCUUACGCUUUCUUUUUUUCCCUUUACAAAAUUUCUUUGUUUCUUUCUUUUUGAUCUUUCUUUCGUUUUUCCCUUUUUUUGAAAAUUCCUUCUGCUCUCCUCUAGCUGUCCUUUUUCUGAAUUCUUUUAUUUUUUCUUCUUUCUUUCUUUUCUUUCUUUCUUUCUUUCUUUCAUGGAGUUCGUUUCCUUUUUUUCUCUUGACGCUUUCUUUUUCCACCUCUCAUUACAAUGAAUUUCUUUGUUUCUUUCUUUUUUAUCUUUCUUUCGUCCUUUCUUCUGAAUUCUUUAUAUUUUUUCUUUUUCUUUCUUUCUUUCUUUCUUUCUUUCUUUCUUUCUUUCUUUCAUUCAUUCCUGUCCUUUCUUUAAUUCUUUAUAUUUUUUCUUCUUUCUUUUUUUUUCUUUCUUUCUUUCUUUCUUUCUUUCUUUCUUUCUUUCAUUCGUUGUUUCCUUUCUUUCUCUUUCUUUCUUUUCCACCUCUUUACCUUUUCUUUUGUUUUUCUUUCUUUUUAUCUUUCUUUGAGAUUCUUUAUAUUUUUUCUUCUUUCUUUCUUUCUUUCUUUCUUUCUUUCUUUUGUUAUUUUUUCUUUCUUUUUUUCUUUCUUUCUUUCUUUCUCUCUUUCUUUCUUUCUUUCUCUCUUGCCUUUCUCUCUUUCUUUCUUUCUUUAAAAGACCUUUCUCUUUCUUUCUCUCUUUCUUUUUUGAAUUUCUUUCUCUCUUUCUUUUUUCUUUCUUUCUUUAUUUCUUUUCUCUUUCUUUCUCUCUUUCUUUCUUUCUUUCGACUAAUUUCUUUCUUUCUUUCUUUCUUUCUUUUAGUCUUUCUUUCUCUCUUUCAAAUCUCUUUCUUUCUUUCUUAUUUCUUUUCAAAUCUCUUUCAACCUUGCUCUUCUUUUUCUUUCUUUCUUUCUUUCUUUCUUUUUUUUUUUCUUUCUUUCUCUUUCUUUCUUUUCUCUUUCUUUCUUUUCUUUCUUUCUUUUUUCUUUCGAUUCAUAAACUUUCUUUCUUUCUUUCUUUCUUUCUUUCUUUCUUUCUUUCUACGUUCCUUGUCUCUUCCUCUCUUUCAAUUAAAGCAAUCUUUUUUCCUUUAUCUGAAUUCUUUCUUUCUUUUUUCUUUCCUUCUUUUUUUUCUUUCUUUUUCUUUCUUUCUUCCGUUCUUUCUUUCUUUUUUCUUUUUUUCUUUCUUUCGUUCUUUCUUCUUUCUUUUGUUUGAGUUCCUUCUGAUUUCCUUCUCUGUCGUCCUUUCUUCUGAAUUCUUUAUUUUUUUUAUUUCUCUCUUUCUCUCUUUCUUUCUUUCGUCAGUUUAUUGUCUCUUUCUUUUCAUCAAAUAA